AUGCGCUACUCAACCCCGAUCAUCUCUCUCGCAGUGUCUCUUGUUCACCUUGCCACAGCCCAACUGGGCUCCGACGACACCAUCUGCGAAUUUCUCUACGGCACUGACUAUACGGACGCAUGCUGCCACACCGUCAUCAGCCGCGGUGUGAACGCGCUCUGUACCGAUAUAGAGUACGUUAGCAACCUGACUGAUUGCUCGUCCAACCACUUUCCCACUGGAUGGGCUGUUUGUGUUGAAAAGGAAUACUCAGAUUCUGGCCCGCUAUUUGGUCACGGACCAAGUGGUAUCGUCACGUCAGAGAUGACUAUGGAUCAGUUGAUCCAGGUAUACUGGGAUUACUUUAGCUCCAAUGCCAUGCGUGAAAGUCUGGCUAAGGCGGUUGCUCAAAGGCAGACUUGA
This is a messenger RNA of Alternaria arborescens, 402 nucleotides long. RefSeq lists its product as hypothetical. The transcript has 2 exons. NCBI's taxonomy places the organism in Eukaryota, Fungi, Ascomycota, Dothideomycetes, Pleosporales, Pleosporaceae. The coding region runs from base 1 to 402 and encodes 133 amino acids. The record is from RefSeq and is a predicted model, not a curated record.